UUCUGCAACAAGUUGUCUUAAGUUGUUUUGCUUUCAUUUACUUUCAUUUCAAACUAGCACUGUUUCUGACAGCCUAGUAUUUAUUUGCAUUUAUACUACUCCCUUAUCUUUAUGGAAGAAAAGGCAUUAAUUUUAGUCGGUCUUCCCGGUGAUUUUGCUUCUGUGAAAUCAAAGUUGGAAUUGUAUUUUAGAAAUAAAAGAAAAUCUGGAGGAGAAAUUUCGGAAAUUAGAAAUUACCCCAAUGACAAGAGGAAGGCAUUGCUCAUUUAUGUAGAGGAUGAAGCCGCAAAAACUGUGUUGGAAAAAGGACCGCACAAGGUUGAUUUUAAGGCCUUGGGCGUGGUGGAACUUCAAGUGAAGCCACAACUAGAGGACGGCGUCGCAAAUGUGAAGAUAAUUAAACCAGUGCCGUUGCCCCGUCGUCCCCUUGAGAAAGAGGCUGGCUUUGGAAAAUCUGCACCUAACGUAGGAGAAGCGGAGCCAGGACCAUUUCACCAGGAAGGCUUGCAGCAAGUUUGUGGUGACAAUGUGCUAUCACUACUUGUGAGCAGUGACCGUCCAAUCAAAGAAGAUAUCCUUCGGUUGUACUUUGAACAAUUUACCGAUGACAUUGAUAUUCGUCGAUGUGGAAAUAGUCAAUGGAUUCUCAAGCUAACCAGCCAGUCAGAUUUGGAGAAUGUCCUGGCCAAGAAGGAUCAUGACCUGGAGGGUUGCUUGAUGUCCGUACAGCUAUACGAUGAGAAAAAGGCAGAGGAGAGGCUUGAUCCCCGCAGGUUCAUCCUGAGUGGCUUCAGUGAGGAUUGCAAGUGCAGCCACCUCUCCGUCUUCAUCAAGAGCUGCAGCAAAGGGGCUGAGCAUUCCUGGGAGGUCCUAAAUGACGGAGAGAGAAUUGCAGUUACCUUCAAACAGGAUAUAGAUGUUCAGCUGUUUUUGAAGAAAUGCUCCUCAAAAAAACUUCAGAACUUCGAUAUCUCUGCCAGUCGUCUGGAGUACACAGACACUGUGCUGGUGGAAGGAAAUAUGGAGAACAUCUCAGAAGAGGUGCUCAGGGCAUAUUUCUCCAGCAGAAGUAAAGGAGGGCAAGUCAAAUGCAUGAAUUUGGACAAUAAACCAAAGAGUGUGCUUAUAGAAUUUGACGAUUUUCAUGUUGCAAACAGCGUGGCCGAAGAGAAACACAAUAUUUGUGGAGUCAGCCUGUGUGCUUUGUUGUACUACUCCAGCCUGCAGCAAGCCUUAACAGGAGAGAAACCCAUUACACCACCCUCCCCUCAUGAAUUCUCAAUUCCUGUGGAUGCUUUGUUCCUUGAAUACAUCCAAAAUGAAGAAGUGUGCAAAGAGGACUUUGAGAGCACACUAAAAGAGCUCAACACCAGCAUCUCCUUUAAGGCUGACCCAGAGAUCUCUCAGGUGGUUUUGGAGAUGGCAGUGGACAGAGAGUCCUUGUUGCUACACCGUCUGGCCCGUACAUGGGAGAGAAAGACGAAGCAAGCAGCUGAGGCAUUGCUGGAGAAAUAUAGCAUAGUCAUGUUGAUGUCAACUGAAGAGGUCUGGGAUAGAGUGAAGGACAAAUGCCUCAGUCUAAAUCUCAAAACGUCCAGAGUCACAUUUGAGAGCACUAAAAACUCUGUUAUGGUGGUGGGGCAACAGAACGAAGUGAAGAAGCUUCAAGGUGAAAUCCAACUCCUGUUGAACAAAGCGAAAGAAGAACUGGAUGUUGAAAAAAACACUGUGGAAAGGAAAAUCCCUGUAGACAGUAAGGAAGAACUGGAUUUUGUGUGGAACUUGGUGUCAGCAAAUCUGGGAGGGGUUCAACAUCAGAAAGAUGAAGUAAACUUGACAUUUAAUCUCAAAGGCCUCAGAGACAAGGUGAAUGCAGCAGAGGGAAUCAUCAAGAACACAAAAGAUGAUUUAUCCAUCCAAACUUUGCAUCUGUCACCCGACCUAGCAAUGUUUUUGCAAUCGCUGGACCUUAAACAAUUUGAGCGCGAUCACUUUACUCACAUUUCUGCUACAGUUUUCUCCUUUGGAGAUUCCAUCCAGAUUCUUGCUGAGAAGCAAGAUGGUGAGAAAGCCAGAGAUAAAAUAAAGCAGAUACUAACAGAAGAUGUCAUCAACCUCACUCCUGAUCAAAGAAAAGUCACACAGGAAGAACACUGGAGUGUCUUCUACCAUGGUAUAAUGCAAGAGGUAGAAUCCAGCAAUAAUACACGGAACAUCAAGAUCUCACAUUCUGGUGUGCAGAUUGCAGUGUGUGGGUUCCAAAAUGUGGUUACAGAUGUUGCUAGGAAACUGAGAGGAUAUCUAAAUAACAAAAUGCCAGUGACGGAAGACAUCCAGCUGAACGCACUGAGACAGGUUGAAUACAUUGAUGCUUGCAUGAAGCUGUCUGAGGCCCCUGAAAUGAAAGCCCUGGAUGUCACCAUUAUGUCGUCAAGGACACCGGCGUCCCCUUGCCUGAAGGUCACCGCUGCCAGUGACAACAUCAAGGAGGCUGUGGCAGCUGUGAAGAGGCAAAUUUCAAAUAUUGUGCAUGAGAAACACAUAUACUCCAAUGCUGGGGAGUCAAAAGUGUUGGAGAAACAUCAAGAUGCUCUCAAGGGCAAGGCCAAGGACUUUGCCUGUAAGCUUUAUCUGACUGUUGAGCAAGCCAGUCAGACCACCCCUCCACACCUGAGGGAAAUAUUCAUUGUUGACUCUGAUGCCAAGUCUGUAGAGGAAUUUCACACCGUCCUGAAGGAAAAGGGAUAUCAAAGUACAGAUUCAACAGACACAAUGUUAUCUGUUCGUCCUGCAAAAACAUCAAAGCAAGCCACUGCUCCACCUCCUCGGUUACCUAAACCUGGAUCAGGCCAUUUAGUGGAUAUUGGUGGCAUUAAAGUAAUUCUGAAGAAAGGAGACAUUACCAAAGAGGCUGUGGAUGCCAUUGUGAAUUCCAACAAUAAAAGUCUGAAUCUAGACACUGGUGUCUCUGGAGCCAUUCUGAAAGCAGCAGGAAAAUCUGUUCAAGAUGAAUGCGCCAAACUGGGUACCCAAAACGAAGAUGGGGUGGUUGUCACAGGAGGAGGGAACUUGAAAUGUAAGCACAUCAUUCAGAUGGUGGGGCCGACCACCACAGCUGGCAUCACCACCUCCACGGAGAGGGUCCUGCAGCUCUGUGAGAGCAAGAACACCACAGCCGUGUCCUUUCCAGCCAUCGGGACAGGAAGAGGCAACAUUAAGCCAGAAGAGUCCAUCAAGGCCAUUCUCAAGGGGCUGGAGAACCAUUUGUCUAAGACCACUUCCACAACCAUCAAAUUCAUAUCCAUAGUGGCCUUUGAGCAGACACUUUUUGACACUUUCUGCCAUUACAUUGCAGAGAGGAACCAGCAGUCUCAGCAGAGUAAAGAAGCAGUCACUGGGUUCUGCUUGCCAAGUAUUCCAUCCAGGUCAAUGCAGCUUCCAGCCUAUCAAGUGGAUAUUGGUGGCGUUACAGUUAGUCUGAAAAAAGGAGACAUUACCAAUGAGGCUGUGGAUGCCAUUGUCAAUUCCACCAGUGCCAGUCUGAAUCUAGACACGGGUGUCUCUGGAGCCAUUCUGAAAGCAGCCGGGGAGUCUGUUGUCAAUGAAUGUGCCAAACUGGGUACCCAGAAAGAAGAUGGAGUGGUUGUCACAGGAGGAGGGAACUUGAAAUGUAAGCACAUCAUUCAGAUGGUGGGGCCGACCACCACAGCUGGCAUCACCACCUCCACGGAGAGGGUCCUGCAGCUGUGUGAGAGCAAGAACACCACAGCCGUGUCCUUUCCAGCCAUCGGGACGGGAAGAGGCAACAUUAAGCCCGAAGAGUCCAUCAAGGCCAUUCUCAAGGGGCUGCAGAACCAUUUGUCUCAGACCACUUCCACAACCAUCAAAUUCAUAUUCAUAGUCACCCUUGAGCAGAAGGUCUUUGACUCCUUUUGCCAUUACUUUGAAGAGAGGAACCAGCAGUCUCUGCAGAGAAAGGAGGCAGUCACUGGGUUCCACUUGCCAAGUAUUCAGUCCAGGUCAAUGCAGCUCCCAGCCAAUCAAGUUAAGAUCCAUGGUAUCAGAAUAGAAGUGAAGAAAGGUGACAUCACUACAGAAACUGUCAGAGGGAUCGUCAACACAACCAACAAUGAGCUGAACCUGAAAGGAGGAGUUUCAGGAGCUAUAUUCAGAGCAGCAGGAAGCUUGGUUGAGGAGGAGUGCAAAACAUUUGGGCCCCAGCAGGAUGAUGGCGUGGUGGUGACGAGUGGUGGGGCGCUACAGUGUGACUUUAUCAUUCACAUGGUGGAACCCCACUCCUCAGCUGCUGCAACCUCACAGGUGGAGAAGGUUCUGGAACAGUGCGAGAAAAACAACAUAACCACCGUCUCCUUCCCUGCUAUUGGCACAGGUGGGGGAAAGCUGAGUGCUGCAGAUGUCAUUGAUGCCAUGCUUCUAGGAUUCCACAAUCAUUUAUCGCAGCACAUCUCCACUGUUCUCAAGCUGAUGUACAUUGUUGUCUAUGAAGACAAAAUCCUCCAGAACUUCCUGCAGGGGCUGAAGCAGUGGUCAAUACCUGAGCUGGAUACUUCUGAUGAAGAGGAAGAUGACAUGGAGUUGAGUACUACAUCUGAAUUGGACACUGAGGAUGAGGAUAUGGAUGAAGAUGACAAUGAAGGAAGCAUUGAGAUAAUCAUGGGACCAAUAAAAGUCAAAGCCCUCUGCGGUGACAUCACCCAGGAGACGACAGAUGUCAUUGUGAGCAGCACCAACACCAGCCUUGAUUUGAGCUCAGGUGUGUCUGGGGCCAUUCUCAAAGCAGCUGGACAGACAGUACUGGAUGAGUGCAGAGCUCUAGGGACACAACCUAAAGAUGGAGUUGUAAUAACCAAACCUGGCAAUCUGAAAUGCAAGCACAUCGUCCAUAUGGUCGGGCAGACUAAGGAGAGAGACAUCACCAAUUCCAUGAGCAAAGUUUUAGAAACUUGCGACCACAUCAAAGCCCAGACCGUCGCCUUCCCAGCACUGGGGACAGGAGCUGGAAAUUUGACUGCGUCUCAGGUGGCCAAUGCCAUGACUGAUGCCAUCAGCUACUUUAUAUUGGACAAGCCAAAAUCUUCCAUCACCACGGUUAACAUCGUCAUAUUCCAGCCAAAGAUGAUCUCUGACUUUGGACAAGUCAUGAAGAAGUUCAAGGGGGUCACCCCCAUGCCUGGGGUGGCAGGGGAAAUAGCGGCACAUAGGAGACUUCCCACUCCCCCAAGCUCCAGCCUUUCCCAGACAAACUCCAACAUUCCCAGCCAGAGCCUGGAAAGCAUGACAGCAGACAUUACCUUCCCUGUGAUGGUGGCUGAGGUUUACGGAGCUUCUGUGGCAAACCUGGCCCAGGUGAAGAAGUGCCUCGAUGACCUGAUUUCAGAGGAGUGCACCAGCCAAGACGUGGUAGACAACCACCUCCACCUCCUUGCAGAAAAGGAUAAGCAAGAUAUUGUUGAAACAAGCCAGAGGCACCAGGUCCACAUCUCCAUGCUGAAAAACAGGCUGACGGUGUCAGGAAAGAGAGAGGAUGUCCUUUUUGUCAUCAUGCAGAUCAAAGACUACCUGCAAAGAACCCAAGAAAGGGAGAGCCAGAAGCGGGAGGAGAGAAGGAUAUGGCAGACUGUCCGCUGGAAGUUGGGCAGGUCAGAUGCCUGGACAGGCCUGAAAAAACAAAUCAACUGUGAACUGGAGCUGGCUUUCCACAAAAAGGACAAGUUCUACACUUACCAGAACGAAAAGGGGAAGUUCGCAGUGGAUUUCGAGAAGAUGGAACAAACAGACAGCAGAGGGCAGAUUAGCAGAAUCAAGAGGACCCCUUUCUCUGACUCUGAAACAGCUAUCAUUACAACACCACCUACAUGGACCAAGAUGGAUGGAAAAGAUCUGGACAUCAUUCUACUCUUAGAAAACUCUGAUGAAUUUCAGAAACUUUCUGAAGGAUUUGUGCAAUCCUGUCAAGUUUUUGCACAGGAAAACAGUAAAAAGAUCGAAGUGGUCCAGAUCCAGAGAAUCCAGCACCAGGAGCAGUGGAGGAAGUAUGCAGUAAGCAAACAGGCAUUGGAUAAAAAAUAUCCAAAAAGUGAUAACGAGCAGUUGCUCUACCAUGGAACAACCAAGGACAUCUGCCAGAAGAUCAACAAGAACGGUUUCAACCGCAGCUUCUGUGGCAGAAAUGCUACAAUGUAUGGAUGUGGAACUUACUUUGCCAAAGAGGCGCACUACUCGUGCCAUGACAAGUACUCCAACCCCGAUGGGAACGGUCACAAGUACAUCUACAGAGCCCGCGUCCUCACUGGCAAGCCCUGCCUCGGACUGCAGGGCAUGAAGGCGCCGUCUCCUGUGGACCCCAACAAUCUCCAGACGGGCCUGCAUGACUGUGCAGUGGACAACCUCCAGAAUCCCUUCAUCUUUGUCAUUUUCUGUGACUCAGGCGCCUACCCUGAAUACCUCAUCACAUUCAAGACAGUGUGAUGGGGUGGGGGGGCAUCUACUUGGCCAAUUAAGAAUCAUUAAAGGCCCACGUGCAUCAGCUUUCUUUUUGAAGUCCCUAACCCUGCCCUCAGAGCGCCCCAGACCCCAUGGGUCAGCUCUGUGUUAACAUUUAGCAAUAUGAUCAAAUAAUGCAAAAACAUGUCAUGUGAUAUUGUUCUAUGAACAGCUCCAAAAAAUUGCAUUUUAAAUAUGCAUACUUCAACCAGUUUUUUUUUUCACUUGAAUCAGUAUGGAACACAAAUGAGCAAAAAAGGUCCAAGAUCAUACGAGAAGCUCAAAAACAUGAAAACGUGUGGGCCUUUAAUGAUCCAUUUUGUGCUUUGAACAGCCUUAAUUGACAUUUUACAUUUUCUGAUAACAUAUAAAUAUAAUCUUUUUAUAUGCAUUUUAGAUAGAUCUGGAUAGAUUUAGAUGGAAAUUUCACUAGUACGACAGAUUAUUUGUAUCAGGGUAAGAACAAGUGUCCUUUAAAAAAACAUAAAAUCUUAAAGCAAAAGUUUCAUAUAUAUUUCUGUAAAAUGUGAGUUUUAAAUGAGAUUGAAUGUCCGUACAAGUCUUAAAGAUGUCUUCAGAUUAACUUACACCUUCUGCUGUCUGUCUCAAACUGAUUAUUAAAGCUUGAAUAUCAGGAAUGGAGCGCACUAUUCAAAUGGA
Molecule: messenger RNA, 7164 nt
Organism: Conger conger (European conger)
Lineage: Eukaryota; Metazoa; Chordata; Actinopteri; Anguilliformes; Congridae
Product: protein mono-ADP-ribosyltransferase PARP14-like
Exons: 31
Coding region: 112-6489 (2125 amino acids)
Biological process (GO): negative regulation of gene expression
Cellular component (GO): cytoplasm; nucleus
Molecular function (GO): NAD+ poly-ADP-ribosyltransferase activity; transcription corepressor activity
Source: RefSeq, a predicted model, not a curated record